Colletotrichum graminicola M1.001 is the source of this 597-nucleotide messenger RNA. RefSeq lists its product as uncharacterized. The coding region runs from base 1 to 597 and encodes 198 amino acids. The record is from RefSeq and is a predicted model, not a curated record. Lineage: Eukaryota; Fungi; Ascomycota; Sordariomycetes; Glomerellales; Glomerellaceae. The transcript has a single exon.
AUGACCCUUGCCCCUCCUCCGCCGUACCCUCCACCAACCUCAAACUCGGUCCAUAUCCACCCAUUGCAGCAACAGAGCAUACCCGAGCCUCAAUAUGCACCAGUUCCUAUCCCUGCGGCAUAUAACCAAGCACCAAACCAUACAGGAAGCCAGCAACAUCCGCCUACGCCAGUCCAACAAGGGUACCCGCCCACUCCACAGCUAUACCAACCUCAACCAUAUCAGCCACGGCCGCUGGCACAACAGCAGACACAACAACAACAACAACAACAGCCCAAUCUAUUGCCGACCCCCAUAUCUCCGCCAUGCUCUGUUAAUGUAGUGGAACAGGCUUGCUCAAGCUACUUUCCAGCAACAAUGGCUCCGCAAAAACAUGCUGUCUACAACCCACAAGAUUGGGCCGGCCGGCCAUACGGCCAGGAGCCGUACACGCCAGCUGCAACUCCGAGUGCCUCAUACAGCCCACAAACUGCACAGGCGUAUUCUUCUCAUCCACAAUGGCGUUUCCAUGACCAUGAUACAGUCGUAACCCCUAUGAUCCUCUCAAGACAGGUUAUAGAGCAAGCUAGGAACGGUGGUCGUGAUGAUAUUUGGUAA